Messenger RNA from Colletes gigas, 1146 nucleotides. It is a transcript of the gene Smn, whose product is annotated as survival motor neuron protein. Gene Ontology annotation, biological process: mRNA processing. Gene Ontology annotation, cellular component: cytoplasm; nucleus. Lineage: Eukaryota; Metazoa; Arthropoda; Insecta; Hymenoptera; Colletidae. The transcript has 6 exons. The record is from RefSeq and is a predicted model, not a curated record. The coding region runs from base 310 to 1074 and encodes 254 amino acids. Gene Ontology annotation, molecular function: RNA binding.
GUGAAACGAUAUAUAUUAAUUACUAGACUAUCGUAACUGACAAAAAGGCAAAUUUAAUUAUGUGUAUGUUGACCUACAAAUAACCUUAAACUAUAAAAUUUACGAAUAGUAGUACAUACAUACGUGAAAACGAAUCUUAAUGAAACUUAACAGAACGCAUCCCUAGUAACCGUUUCUAAGAAUUUUCGUCCAUGUAAUUUGCCAUCGACUUUAGUGCAACCAUUGUUUACAGUUUGUCAGACUUGAAUUGAUGUAACAGAAAAUUUUUUGAGAACAAAUUUGAUACUCGGAUGAAUUUGCUUGUAUAAAAUGGCGGACGAUAAUGUGCUUUUUGUCCGGGGAAACGGAAAUGGUACAUGUGCGGAUAACGAAGAUGUUUGGGACGACAGUGCGUUGAUAAAGGCGUACGAUAAAGCUGUGAAUUUAGCAAAGGAGGAAGUCACUAAACGAAUGGGCAUGGACAUUCAAACUUUGCAGUCCAAACAAAAGUCACAGGAUUGUAUACAAUCUCGACAUGCAAAUAAACCAUAUAAGAAAUGGAUCACUGGGGCACCCUGUCGUGCUGUGUACUCAGAGGAUGGACAAAUUUAUGAAGCUAUAAUCUCAAAGAUAUUUGAGAACAGUGGAACUUGUAUUGUGAAAUUUGUAGGAUAUGAUAACACGGAGAAGGUAGAUAUGAGUUCUCUUUUAGAGUCAGAAGGUUUGCAAAGACAAAUAGCUCAGCAAAAAGCGGCUCUGGCAGAAAAAAAUGAAGACAAUAUAAAUAUCGAUGAAACAAAUUUUCCUACAAUUGCAAACUCUAAAAAAUCUAAUGGAGAAAAAAUGGAUUACGAAUGGGAAGAAAUAAAAAUGGACAAGCAGUAUUCAGUGCCUGGAUCGUCUUUCAAUUCAAUGAUAGACAUGAUGCCGCCUGCACCUCCCUUACCACCUCAGUUGAUGGCUAAGCUUCCAGACAAUGAUACAGACGCACUUUCGAGUAUGUUAAUGUCUUGGUACAUCAGUGGUUUUCACACAGGCUAUUAUCAUGGUAUGAAACAAGCGAGAAGUAAUCAGGAGAAAAGAAAAACUUGCUGAUUGUAUAAAUGUUUUUCUACUCUAAAUAUACUUUUUAUAAAAUAAUACAAUAGAACAAGAAUUACGUACGUG